Trypanosoma cruzi is the source of this 837-nucleotide messenger RNA. RefSeq names its product mucin-associated surface protein (MASP), putative. NCBI's taxonomy places the organism in Eukaryota, Euglenozoa, Kinetoplastea, Trypanosomatida, Trypanosomatidae. Bases 1 to 837 code for a protein of 278 amino acids. The transcript has a single exon. The record is from RefSeq and is a predicted model, not a curated record.
AUGGCGAUGAUGUUGACUGGCCGUGUGCUGCUGGUGUGUGCCCUCAGCGUGCUGUGGUGCAUUGCCGGCGGUAGAUGUGAUGAAGAGGAGGAGGCACCUCUUGUCGGUCCACCUCUUAAUUCUACAAGUGUUGGAGUUUCCGAAAAUGCCACCGGCCACACGGCGCCUAGUGAUGCAGGAGUCCUUUCUGCGGAGCAAAAACAACUGAACCCUUUGGGGGCUCUGCCAUUGCAAGCUGCUUUACAGCCUGAAUCACCAAAAGAGCAGACACACUCCAGCCCCGAACAUAAGGAUCCACUGCCACCUUCAACACAAUUGCAAGAAGAGCGGCAAGGUGGACCAGACGAAGGUAUACUAAAGGAACCGGGGGCUUCACUCAGUCAAGAGGACAAGAAGCAUACAUCAAUUGGAGAUCAACAGCGUAAUGAUCCGCCACCUGCUUCAAGUAACAAAGAUGUCGUCAGCAACAAUAGUGAGGAGAGCACAGAAGAUACUUCGAGGAGUGCUGAAAUUAUUGGUGGCGCACCGUUUGAAGAGGUGCAAGAACGUGAAAAUGUCACUCUUUCCUUGGAACAACCUCGGGAAACUUCCACGGCCGCACCGGCCAUUACCAAUCAAACAAGUUCCACGACACCGCCCGACCAAAGUGAGAGCAACACCGUCAAAAUGAGUGAUGCAACACCACAAUCAAUAGGGACCGCCAACACGAAUGAUUCGACGACAAAGAUUGACAGCAGUGACAGCAGCACCGCGGUCUCCCACACCACCUCCCCUCUUUUGCUUCUUCUUCUUCCUGUUGUUGCGUGUGCUGCUGCGGCUGCGGUGGUGGCCGCGUGA